CUGGGCGCGGCACUUCCUGCUCCGGGGCCCCAGCGCCCCGCGCCCCCAGCCCGCGGUGACCCCGCGGUGAAAGCUGUCGGUGCUGCCGGGACGGGUGCUGGGCCCUUGCUUUCCGUUCGGGGCUGCGCUCCCCUCCCCAGGAAUCUGCUGCUCCCUUCCAAAAUAAGGGGCGUGGGGGCCGGCGGGGGGAGGAGUGUGUGGUUGUGUGUGUGGUUGUGUGUGUAGUAUGUAGUUGUAGGUGUGGAUGUGCAGCGUUGCACGCUGGCUCUGCAGUCAUCCCGGCUCGCAGGAGAUCCCCCCCGCCCCGUCCCUGUGCAGUUCCCACGUCUCAUGCCUUUGCCCUCCUCCCCCCUCCCCCAACCUCCCCUCUUCUUCUCCUUGGGGAGGCUCAACCCUUGCAUAGACUCGCCCUAAAAGAAUCUGAGCCGAGGGUUCCUAGAGAUGAAGAGACGGGGGAAACAGGUUUCCACUGCUCUUUGCUCGGAUUGGGGGCCGGUUGCCCUCUCGUCGUCGUCUGCGUUCCCUGAGCUGGGAGGCUCUCGCGGGAGUGGUGGCGGGUGUUCCUUAAAGGCUUGUCAGUCAGCUGCUGCUGGUUUGGACCAGGCUGGGCUUGGUUGCAGGUUGCCAGCUGAAUCUAGGUCUGCAGGACCAGGAACUAGCUGGUGCUUAUUCUUCUCAAGGUCCUGGGAGUUUACUCCUUGCAUCCGGGAGAUAGGAAAAGAGGAAACAAAUACAAGACUGCACUGGAGUUUUUAUGGACCAGUCUCAGAGCCAGCUGCCAUGUUGUGAGCAGUUCUACCGAGAGGACCACAAAGUGAGGGAGCGCCAGUCUGUGGCCGACAGCCAGUGAGGAGCUGAGGCGAUCAGCAAGCGAGUUUGGAAGCAAGUCCUCCGGCCCCAGCUACCAGAAUUUCGGUGCUAGCUUUUGGAGCCACAGACUGGAACAGGAAAAGGAGUGAGAAAAUGGGCGCUUGGUACUACUGGAAAUCCUGGUUUUAUAAGAAUCUGUGAGAGAAAAGGUUUGAGUGACAGAAGCGCUGAGGAGGAAGCCAGAAGCCAGCUGAACAGUGACCAGAGGCUAGCUCCAUCACUCUCCUCAGUUCAUGCUGUUACGUGCUUUCUGUCAGGAAUCAUUCACACAGGCAGCGGUUUUGCACCAGGCUCCCAGGAGCAAGCAGAGUGAAUUGAAUUCCUUCUUGUGGACCAUAAAGCGAGAUCCGCCAUCUUACUUCUUUGGCACGAUCCACGUUCCAUACACCCGGGUUUGGGACUUUAUCCCGGACAACUCCAAGGAGGCUUUUCAGCAGAGCAGCAUUGUGUACUUUGAGCUGGACCUCACGGACCCCUACACUAUCUCGGCCCUCACCAGCUGUCAGAUGCUGCCGCAGGGCGAGAACCUCCAGGACGUGCUCCCCAGGGACAUCUACUGCCGCCUCAAGCGCCACCUAGAGUACGUCAAGCUCAUGAUGCCCUCGUGGAUGACCCCAGACCAGCGUGGCAAGGGGCUCUAUGCGGACUACCUCUUCAACGCCAUCGCGGGGAACUGGGAGCGGAAGAGGCCCGUCUGGGUGAUGCUCAUGGUCAACUCCCUGACCGAAGUGGACAUUAAGUCCCGUGGGGUGCCUGUCUUAGACCUGUACCUUGCCCAGGAGGCUGAGCGGCUGAGGAAACAGACUGGGGCUGUGGAAAAGGUGGAAGAGCAGUGCCAUCCACUGAAUGGGCUGAACUUUUCACAGGUCAUCUUUGCUUUGAACCAGACCCUCCUGCAGCAGGAGAGCCUUCGAGCAGGCAGCCUUCAGAUCCCCUACACGACAGAGGAUCUCAUCAAACACUAUAACUGUGGGGACCUCAGCUCCGUCAUCUUCAGCCAUGACAGCUCCCAGGUUCCCAAUUUUAUUAACGCCACGCUGCCACCGCAGGAGCGCGUCACCGCCCAGGAGAUUGACAGCUACUUCCGCCAGGAGCUCAUCUACAAGCGGAAUGAGAGAAUGGGGAAGCGGGUGAAGGCCCUUUUGGAAGAGUUCCCGGACAAAGGCUUUUUCUUUGCCUUUGGAGCUGGUCAUUUCAUGGGCAACAAUACAGUGCUUGAUGUCUUGCGGCGCGAAGGCUAUGAGGUAGAACACGCCCCCGCUGGACGACCCAUCGACAAGGAGACGAGUAGAAGUCCCUUGUCGGGACCCGCCUCCUCUGCCAUCUUUGUUCCGGAAGUGCCUGCCUCAGAAGCGCGGGUACCGGAAGCUGGGUCUGCCGUUCGCUCGCUGUGGCCUCCCCACGUGUCCCUGCCUGGAAGUGCCCCCCUGGGAGGCGGAGCGGAGCGGAAGUUUCGGAAGAAACGGAGGCGGCAGCGGCCACAGCGAAAGCAGCGGCUUCGGCAGUUCAGCGAUCUGUGGGUCCGACUGGAGGAGAGUGCUGAGGUCCCACAGCUCCAGGUCCCUGUUCUGGAUAGGCACAUCUCUGCCGAGCUGCAGCUCCCUCGCCAUGGGCAUUCCCGCCACAGCCAGAUGGUAGCCAGCAGUGCCUGUCUGUCUCUCUGGACUCCUGUGUUCUGGGUGCUGGUGCUGGCUUUCCAAACAGAGACACCCCUCCUGCAAUGACGGGAGGAGCCAGGCCAGGCCCCUGACCCCUUGGACUUGAAGGAUGGCUAUUCCUGUACUCCCCACCCUAUUCUGGCCUUGAUAGGCCCAACCCAGGAAAAGAGAGAAUAAAAGUUGAUUCUUCUCUUUCCAAGGAACGACUCUGGGUUAUCCAGCAGUGCUGGGGGUAGGUGUACAGUUUUAUAACAUAAUGACUUGUAUGAAAAUAAUUGUAAAUGAAUUAUAUGGAAAUAAUUAAAUGUCUUUUCUUUGUAGAUUUUUCCCCACAAUGUGUAUAUGUUAUGCAAACAACUCUUGCUCACACCCUCUGAAUAUUGUCACUGCUUUACCCCUGGGCCCUACUCAUACUGGUCCUACCUGCCACUUUGGAUCCUGACCUUUUUCUCCUUCCUGCUGCUCCUCUUCCUACUCCUGGUUAUGGAUUCAGGGGAGUCAGUAGGCCAUAGGAGCUUUGUUCUGUUUCCUGCGCUCUGACAAGUGCUUUAAUUAUGUAUGUGAGUGUCUCACCAACAUGCUGAAGACUGGAUGAAUGGUAGGCUUUGUCAGAGGUGCUGUGUAAGAAAGUGGGUUUCAAAUGCUCCCCCUUCCUGUCUUGUUAUUUAUUUAUAUGCUGAUGCCUUUUAUAAAUAAAAUCUUAUGAGGGAGUCUCUAUAAAAUGA
Herpailurus yagouaroundi (jaguarundi) is the source of this 3253-nucleotide messenger RNA. It is a transcript of the gene TRABD2A, whose product is annotated as TraB domain containing 2A. Bases 1104 to 2594 code for a protein of 496 amino acids. The record is from RefSeq and is a predicted model, not a curated record. The transcript is spliced from 12 exons. Gene Ontology annotation, biological process: negative regulation of Wnt signaling pathway. Gene Ontology annotation, molecular function: metalloendopeptidase activity. NCBI's taxonomy places the organism in Eukaryota, Metazoa, Chordata, Mammalia, Carnivora, Felidae. Gene Ontology annotation, cellular component: membrane.